Molecule: messenger RNA, 1468 nt
Organism: Drosophila persimilis
Lineage: Eukaryota; Metazoa; Arthropoda; Insecta; Diptera; Drosophilidae
Product: cAMP-specific 3',5'-cyclic phosphodiesterase, isoforms N/G
Exons: 3
Coding region: 221-1468 (415 amino acids)
Source: RefSeq, a predicted model, not a curated record
GCCAGCGUGAGAGAGUGAGAGUGAAGCUCAGCAGCAGCGAGAGAGUGCUGCUGCAGUACCUACAUACCUGGGAUUAUGUUGAUGCGAAACGAACAAACAAAUUGAACCAAUUAAAAAUCGAAAUAAUAAUCGAAAAUAAAUCGAAACGAACAAAUUCGCGUAAAGUGCUAUCGAAAGAUGAAAGAGAUCUGAGGAAAGGAGGGACGGAAGGAGCUCCACCAUGAUUGCCACGCUCUUCAUCAUCUUUGCAUUUAUACGCGCCUUUCCCUGGAAUCGUCGUCGACAGCCCCUGGCCCUGACCCUGGCCCCAGCCGAAGGAUUGGACCAGCAGGAGGAGCAGCAGCAGCAGCAGCAGCAGGAGCAUACCCUGGACAACAACAAUCGGCCGCGUCCCUCGAUCUCGAUGGGAGCUGGGAGUGGAGAGGGUGUGCCCCGGGCACGACGCAAGUCCUCCAAGUUCCACGAAGUCACCUUCAGCGGCAGCGUCGGCGGAGGCGAAAGCGAUGGCGAUGGGGAGGCUGGCCCUGCCACGGCCACGGCCACGGAUAUUCAAAUGCCUGGAAAUGGAAGUGGAGCCCUCGCCGAAGCCGUGCAAGGGGGCAGCAAGCGGCACUCACUGAGCACCACCAGCAACUCCAGCUCGGCCCCGUACCGCCAUCUGAGCACCACCGGGACCGGGACGAGCAGCAGGUCGCGGGGCUCGAGGGACUACCACGAGUACUACCAGCUGCAGCAGCAGCAGCAGCACUCGUCCUCCCUCUCCAACGGGGGACGGCGGGCGGGUCUCAGCCAGCGCAGCGACACCAUGGCCACGGAGGCCGAGGCCGAGGAGUUCGAGGAGGACGAGGAGCGGCCGCCGUUGGACGACGACGAGGACGAGACGUACGAUCGCGAGACCGAGGAGUUCUACAGCAACAUUCAGGAUGCCACCGGACCGGGUGGCAGCUGCAGCCGCAGAAAGCGCUCCUCGCUGUUCUCCCGCUCGGACAGUUCGGCCACCACCACCUCGUCGAGUGGCGGGGGCACCUUCACCGGCGCCGGGGCGGGGGCGGGGGCCGGCGGGAAGCGCCGUUCGGCUGCCUCCAUCAUGUCCUCGUCCGUGUCCUCGGAUGUGAUGACCAGCGAUCGGCGCAGCUCCACCACGACGGAGAACAGCAUACGCUCGGUGAACGCCGCCGGCGGAGGGCCCGGACCGAGUGGCACCCAGCAGCGGCGCUCGAGCGGUCGCAUCCGACGCUACGUCUCCCGCAUGACCAUCGCGGGAGCCAGGCGACGGACCACCGGCAGUUUCGAUGUAGAAAAUGGCCAGGGCGCUCGAUCACCGCUUGAGGGCGGUUCACCCAGCGCUGGUUUGGUUCUACAGAAUUUACCACAACGUCGCGAAUCAUUUCUAUACCGCUCCGACUCCGACUUUGAGAUGUCACCCAAGUCCAUGUCCAGAAAUUCAAGCAUCGCUAGCGAAAGGUAA